Corticium candelabrum is the source of this 820-nucleotide messenger RNA. RefSeq lists its product as uncharacterized. Bases 384 to 791 code for a protein of 135 amino acids. The transcript has a single exon. The record is from RefSeq and is a predicted model, not a curated record. Lineage: Eukaryota; Metazoa; Porifera; Homoscleromorpha; Homosclerophorida; Plakinidae.
UAGUACACGAAUUGAUAGGCAAUAACUUAUCAUAGCAAUUGCACAUUUCUACUGAUUCUAUCUUAAGCACUGCAUUGGGUGAUGAAAAUAGAAUUGUUAAUAAUUUUAAGUAUAGGGACAGACGAGUAAGCACAUGGCUAGCUGUUUGUUUUGUUUGUGUGUCUAUCUGUUUGUUUGUCUGUCUAUUUAUUUGUGUGUCUGUUUGUUUGUGUGUCUGUCUGUCUGUGUCUAUCUUUUUAUCUGUCAGUUUGUUAGUUUGUCUCUGGGUGUGGGUGUGUCUGUCUGUCUGUUUGUCUGUGUGUCCAAAAUUUGUUCUAAAGUUCUCAGAAUUGUGUGGCAGCAUUUUUGAGACUGGGUAUCCUUUACCAUAGUCCCAGAUUGUUAUGAAGUGUGAUUGUGGUACAAGCCUUGAUGAACAUGGUUAUCAUCUAUUGACCUGCAUGUUUGGCGGUGGCCCAGUAUGGCAACACAAUACAAUCGUGUCAACUUGGGCUAAAUGUUUAGACGAGUUAAACAUUCCUCAUCAAGUUGAGCCAAGAAAUAGGUAUACUGACUCUGAGAACAGGCCGGAUAUAACAACAUAUGAUCCUACUGGACACUUGACAAAAGACCUGGAUAUUUCACUUGCUCAUCCUCAUUCUUAUGACACCGUGCAAUCAGCUGCCAAAAUAUCAGGUUAUGCAGCUGAGUUGAGAGAAAAACGUAAAAUGACAAAAUAUGGUCAACAGCAAUCUAUAGCAGGAUCUGAUACAACAUGUAUUCCACUGGUUUUUGAACACUUUGGCUUUUAAUUGGAGCCCUAUGGCUGAAGACUAUCUCG